ACUACACAUUUCACCUAGGAGCAGUUAUAUUUUCUCACCUCAAAUAACGAAGGUAUUCUACCGAAUAUCAGUAAAGCAGCAAUCAUCCCAUACUAUUUUACCACCAAAUAGUAUCGGAUACUAAAAAGAAGAAAAAGAGGAAAGACCAAACACACCGUCGCCAAAAUGGACGAAGACGAAAUACCCCACCAAUACGACGACAGCAACCGCGCAUUCCUGCAAGCCUUCAUGGCGCGCGGGACGCUGACAUUCGCGCAGGCGCGGCCGAUACUCGCGGCGAUCUUCACGGCGUCGGAGAAGAUGGCGUACGCGCGGCGGCCGCGCGAGGACCCGGACAACCCCGAACCGGAGCCGACGCAGGCUAGCCAGGUGACGCGCGAGGACUUCGAGUCGUACGUGUCGGCGGCGUCGGAGGCGGCGUCGGCGUUCGACUACGAGAUCCGCAGCGCGACGCACCAGGCGACGAAGGAGCGGGUGUACGCGCUGGUCAACGUGGCGGGCGACGGGCCGACGCAGAUGGCGACGCUGCGGACGGCGGAGGAGGGCGCGUUCGUUAGGAGGGUUGUCGAUGCCAUGUUUGAGCGGUAUAAUACGCAGCGCAUGGAGACGAUUUGUUUAGACGGCAUGCAGGCGAAUAAGCUCAGGACGGCGCCGAGGGAGGUGGAGGAGUUCGAUGGUAACGGAGAGGGAGAGAGGGAGAAUGGGGAUGGUGAGGGCGGAGCGACGCAGACCGUGGCUGCCACGAGGGGCCUGAAGAGCAGCGAGGUGGAGAACGUGAUGCGGAGUAUGGUGGACGAGGGGUGGUUCGAGCGCAGCGCCAACGGCUUCUACUCGCUGGCGCCGCGGGCGCUGAUCGAGCUGCGGUCGUGGCUCGUGGACGCGUACAACGACGCGGAGGCGGCGGCGGACGAGUGGCAGCGCGUCAAGUUCUGCGAGGCGUGCCGCGAGAUCGUGACGUGGGGCCAGCGGUGCGCGGACCGCGACUGCAACGCCCGGCUGCACGACGUCUGCGGGGACGCGUUCUGGCGCGUCAGGGGCGGCGGCGAGCGCACGUGUCCCAGGUGCGGCGUCCCGUGGACGGGGCGCAACUUCGUGGGCGAGCGGGCGAUUACGGAGACGGAGGCUUGGAAGAAGGGCGCGCGGAGGAGCGGGAAGGGGAGGGCUAGUUUGGUGCAGAGGAAUGGGGAGGAAGAGGAGGAAUAAUAAGACUGCUUCACUUGUCGCAUUCUUGGCUGCCUAUUCUACUCGGGAGUGGCAAUGGGCUAUGUUAUGGGGCUGCUGAUGCUGAUUAUUGCUGUUAUACGAUACGCCUACGCUGAUUUUAAACCAUGGCUCGUCGGAAAGGAAAAGAAGGCAUGGAAACUAGAACAAAUGGGAAUGGGAUAUGGAAGGAAAAUAAAUUAGAUACCCUCGGGGGUAAUGUGAAUAAUUCCCCUGAAAAUGAAAAUAAUGGUUUAUGUGUUUAUCUACGAUAUACUGGUUUCACCUCGCAGCUUUUACAUGCACGGCUCUAAUGUCUAUCUAGG
Annulohypoxylon truncatum is the source of this 1526-nucleotide messenger RNA. RefSeq names its product Nse1 non-SMC component of SMC5-6 complex-domain-containing protein. The record is from RefSeq and is a predicted model, not a curated record. Lineage: Eukaryota; Fungi; Ascomycota; Sordariomycetes; Xylariales; Hypoxylaceae. Gene Ontology annotation, biological process: DNA damage tolerance; double-strand break repair via homologous recombination. Gene Ontology annotation, cellular component: Smc5-Smc6 complex; nucleus. Gene Ontology annotation, molecular function: ubiquitin-protein transferase activity. The coding region runs from base 166 to 1203 and encodes 345 amino acids. The transcript has a single exon.